This is a messenger RNA of Cladocopium goreaui, 1864 nucleotides long. NCBI's taxonomy places the organism in Eukaryota, Dinophyceae, Suessiales, Symbiodiniaceae. The record is from the annotation of a GenBank genome assembly.
AUCCAAUGCAUUUCCUCCUGAAGCUGUUUUCCUCUUGCCUGAGCUCUUCAAUUCACAGUCCUGUUACUCACUAUGGGUGAUAGGAUGACUUGACAAGAGCAGACCGUUCUUUGGGCCAUGUGUAACACCUGGGAAUGUGCUUCACCAUCUCAGGGGUAUAGGGCGGCUUCAAACACGCGGGUGGGAUGUGUAGAGCAGGUUGGUAGCGUAAAAGCAUAUCAGGACUUAUUCCUUCUUGAAGGCAGAGCAUAGAUGAAAAUGGUGACAGUUCUUAGGUGUUCCUGCUUUUGCUGGUAUCCAAUGCAUUUCCUCCUGAAGUUGUUUUCCUCUUGCCUGAGCUCUUCAAUUCACAGUCCUGUUACUCACUGUGGGUGAUAGGAUGACUUGACAAGAGCAGACCGUUCUUUGGGCCAUGUGUAACACCUGGGAAUGUGCUUCACCAUCUCAGGGGUAUAGGGCGGCUUCAAACAUCCCGGUCGGGUAUAAAGGUUGGAAUGGCAAGGAACUCUGUUCCACAUUGUUCCAAAUUGAGGCUUGGGCUAUAUUCGACUUGGAUGAACCGGUUGAAGUGAGCAUUGAUGAUCAGCAUUUGGUGCAUCACGGUUUAAAAAACACCCAGUAAGCAUUGAUUCAAUGCAACCGCUUGAGUGAGAUAUACCAGUUUUAAUCUCUGAAUCCCAAGAACUAGGCUAAAUUCCCGCAUGAUUGGUUCAAUUCCCAGUUUUCAUCGUUUGAAUUUCCACAUUCAUUACUUAAACAGAUAGAAUCAGAUGCACACCAUUUUCUUUUAGUGGUAAACUUGGUACACUUCCCAUUUUUUCAUCAGUUUUUUUUUGGAAGAUCCCAGGGCUUUUUUAGGCCAUCGAAACGCCAGGCCUGCAGGUCCCCCAUGGCUUCUGCAGACUGUGGAGAUGCAGGCCACCAUCCACAACGAACCGAUGGCUCAAGGUCCCUCGUGUGCCAAAUGUUGCGAUGGACGCGUGCUGCCAAUCUCGUGUGGCGAGCGCGAGCCAAUGCCUCCUUGGCGCAGGCCGUAUUAAAUGGCGACGCGGCGGCCUUUGAACGGGAGGUCUCGCGUCUCCGCAGCCGCCUGACGACGUCAGGUGCUGCGCGUUGUCAGGCGGAGGAUUUGCUGAAGCAGCUGGGACAGGCCGUGCUGGCCGGAAAUCUCCAGAGUUUCCAGCGCUUGGAGCAGCAACUAAGAAGCUGCUUACCUCGAGCGCCCGAGGCCGUGCCGCUUGAUUUGGACGCUGCGGUCUCGCUUCAGAAGCAAGGGAAGUACCAGGAGGCUUUUGAGCAGUUGCUGCGGAGUUUGGAGGUGAUGAUUGGAAGCGAUGAACUUCAUCCCACAGCCCUCUUCGAUGUUUUAGAUCAGCUGGAGGAGCUGGUGAUGGGCGGCGAGGCAGAUGUGAACGAUGCCAGCUUGAGCUUCCUCCCCGUGGCACCGUUGGCCCUGACGGCGCGCGAACGCCUGGCGGAGCUGCAGCUGGACCGCGACGGCGACGGCGGGGUGGUCCUACAGAAGUUGGCGCAAGCGUUGCUCUACGCCGCGGAUGACCCUGGGGUCGCCACGGAGGCUGCAUUGAUGUGGCGCAGGAGGGCCUUGGAGGUGCUAAGGCAUGCUCGGGAGUUGAUGGAGAUGCACCCGGAGCUUGCGGAGCUCUGUGCGGUGGCAACUCUGCAAAUCGAUCUCACGGAGGAUCUGGGCUUGGAUCUGGGCAUGGAGUCUGGAUCACCACCUGGGACACUUGAAACAUAUCGCACUUACAGUUCUACUGUAAGUACCAACAUGUUGGGUCACGAUCAGGAACCGCCAUUGGUCAGUCGGUCUGAGAUCGCAACACCUUUGCAAAUCUCACAUUAA